Molecule: messenger RNA, 568 nt
Organism: Perkinsus marinus ATCC 50983
Lineage: Eukaryota; Perkinsozoa; Perkinsida; Perkinsidae
Exons: 3
Source: RefSeq, a predicted model, not a curated record
AUAUCCCCAAGUGACCAGCGUGCUCCGACAGUCACUGCGCCCACGCUCUUCUGACCGUCCAGCAGGAUCCUGUCGUGGCCUCAAACGCUUGCUGUCUAUAGCUUUUGAUCGGGACGUCCUCCGUAUUGUGGAGACGUCAGCGCGGCUUAACCGUCGCGUGGUGCGGGACGGUCCGCCUCUGGUCCUACCAUGGAGCAUCAUUGCUGAUGAGCUCGGUGUGGGGCCUCUCAGCGAGGGUUAUAUACGCCGGUUAUUGAAGGAGUGUUCAACUCAGAAGAAGCUCAUCCUCUUUGGACAGGCGGCUUGGGCUGGUUGCAGUAGACUGUGUCGUAUCUUUAUGGAGGCUGGUGUGAACCCUUUCGAGAACCCAGCAGAGGAGUGUACAGCUACUGGAGCAUCAGAGCAGCACUCUGAGAUGAGCAGCGCCAUUUGUACAGGCUCGCUCACUCCUGUCCAGUUGGCCAUCAUGGCUGGGAGACUGAGCUGUGUCCACCUCAUGGCUUCUCAUGCGAGGCGACUCGGCCGGAUCCAUGUACCUCAUCUUAGACGUGACUUGUUAUCCAAGUGA